Trichoderma reesei QM6a is the source of this 687-nucleotide messenger RNA. RefSeq lists its product as uncharacterized. Lineage: Eukaryota; Fungi; Ascomycota; Sordariomycetes; Hypocreales; Hypocreaceae. The transcript has a single exon. The annotation marks the transcript as partial. The record is from RefSeq and is a predicted model, not a curated record.
UACGACAAGAUCCUUAUCUUUGGCGACUCCCUCACGGAACUCAGCAGCGACAUCCACUCGCUGUCAUUUGCCCUCACACCCGCCCUCCAGCACUAUUACUUCCGAAAGCUUGCUGUCGUUGCGCGAGGAUAUGGAGGCUACAGCUCAAUGCAUCUAAAGCAUGUCCUGUUACCCACGUUGCGUGCGGAAACGGCCGCUGGAGAAAAGAUUAAGCUGCUGGUGAUUGAGGUUGGCACGAAUGAUGCGGCCGACAGAGACAUACAAUCCGUGCCGGUGGACACAUACCGUGAGAAUCUUGAGUGGAUGGUGCAACAGGCCAAGAAUUCAGGCGUCGAGAGACUUAUUGUGGUGGGACCGGGGCCUGUGGACGAAGACAUGCUGGAGCCUCCCAUAUACAACCGAGUGAUGAAGAACCUAGAGUAUUCGGAGGCAGCAAAAGAUGUAGCAGCACGUUGUGGUGUUCCGUUCAUUGAUAUGUGGCACACAAUGAUGGCACAUGUUGGGUGGAAGAAGGGAGAGCCGGUGCCGGGUAUCCUGGGCCAUGGGGAAACAGUCUUCAGGGAGCUGUUGACGGAUGGUGUGCAUCUGACCGGGAAGGGCUAUAGGAUAUGGUAUGAUGAGCUGCUUGCGGUCAUUGUCAAGGAUUUUCCGGAUUUGCGGACAGAAGCGCUGCCGACGGUGUUGCCG